Messenger RNA from Gossypium arboreum, 1408 nucleotides. RefSeq lists its product as uncharacterized. The record is from RefSeq and is a predicted model, not a curated record. Gene Ontology annotation, biological process: intracellular protein transport; vesicle-mediated transport. Lineage: Eukaryota; Viridiplantae; Streptophyta; Magnoliopsida; Malvales; Malvaceae. Bases 382 to 966 code for a protein of 194 amino acids. Gene Ontology annotation, molecular function: GTPase activity; GTP binding. Gene Ontology annotation, cellular component: cytoplasm. The transcript is spliced from 7 exons.
ACCAUGGAAGUUUCCUCACAGUUCAGUCCCACCCCUUAAAAGCAUAUAAACAAAACAAAAAUGAAAUUGAAUAUGUCCAUUCUACUUUCACCACGAAACCUUCCCUUUCUCUCUUUCAACGCUUUCCUUUCCCUUUCUUUUUCCUUUCUUUCCUUAUUCUCAUUGCUAUAAAACCCAUCAUUUCUAUCAUUAGCAAGAAAAAAAAACCAGACCCAUUUUUUAUUUUUAUUUUUUAAAAUUUUUUCCUGCUUGAAAUUGCUCUCUCUGAUAACCCCAAAUCCUCAAGUUUCUUGUGGAGAGAGAAAAAACAGAAACCCAAAAACAAAAAAAGGGGAAAAAAAUUCUAAAUUCAGUAUCCAUUUUAAUCGACAAUUUAAAAGGAUGGGUCAAGCUUUUCGCAAGCUCUUCGAUACCUUUUUCGGUAACUCAGAGAUGAGGGUUGUGAUGCUUGGCCUUGAUGCAGCUGGAAAAACAACUAUAUUGUACAAGUUGCACAUUGGAGAAGUUUUAUCAACUGUCCCCACUAUUGGAUUCAAUGUGGAGAAAGUUCAAUAUAAGAAUGUGAUGUUUACAGUUUGGGAUGUUGGUGGACAAGAGAAACUAAGGCCACUCUGGAGGCACUACUUUAAUAACACAGAUGGAUUGAUCUACGUUGUUGAUUCCUUGGACCGAGAGAGGAUUGGGAAAGCUAAAAAUGAAUUUCAGACUAUUAUCAAUGAUCCAUUUAUGCUCAACAGUGUCAUCUUGGUGUUCGCCAACAAACAGGACAUGAAAGGAGCAAUGACUCCAAUGGAAGUAUGUGAAGGAUUAGGCCUUUUUGAUCUGAAGAACCGAAAAUGGCACAUACAAGGUACUUGUGCACUUAGAGGAGAUGGUCUCUAUGAAGGCUUGGACUGGUUAGCCAGUACGCUCAAGGCAAUGAGAGCUGCUGGAUAUUCAUCGAUAGGUUCAUCAUCAUUCUCAUAAACACAGAUGCAUCAUCAUCAUUGAAGCUUGUAAGCCGUGUUUAAAUCACUAGGAAGUUCGAUGUUGUAAUCGAAGUGUUUUUUUUUUUAAUCGGUUUAGUCUAAAAGCUGAUGAAAGUCUAGUGGGGGGGUGUUUCCCCUUGCAUCUUAUAUGGCACUUAGAUGAGUGAGUUUCUACCAACGUGUGCAUAUUAAAAAAGGCAGGUAUUACAUCAAAUGAAUUUCAUUUGCUUACCAGGGAUAUUUAGAUUAUUGACCCAUAAAACUCAUAUAAAGUGGAAAAUGAUUGUCAUUUUGAGUUUUCUUUUGUUUUUUCAGUCAAGAAUUUGAGGUUGCAAUGCUUGGUUUCUGGAAUUUUCGUCGGAUACGAUUAUCGCCUUUUAAAGAUGAUUGUAUGAACUAUGCUAAUCGUAUGUAAAGUAAAAUUAUUAUACAUUAUAUCA